AGAAAAAAAGGGCUAAUUUGGACCAUAAACAAGUAUCUCAGUGUGAGAGCUUCAAUGGUUUGUAGUAAUAACAUGUUGUGAAUCAAAUUCAGCCAGGAAAGUAGAUUUGAAGGCUUGGAGAAUGUUUGGUUUGCGAUGAGAUUUUUUGAAUUUUUCUUGUUGAAACCCUAACCCUAAACCCUACAACAGACAUGUCUUCGGAGACCGAAGUCCCAUCGGAUCCUCGGAACCGGCGCUUUUCCUGCACCACCUGCUUCGAUGCCCUCUGGUUUUGCUACUCACCAGUUCAUCAGAUGCAGCAGUACUAUAGGGUUGGUGUUCUUGAUAACUGUUCUGAGAAGUGGAGUUCCCUUUUGGAUUGUUUGAGUCUAAAGACAAAACGUUCUGCUGAGGUUCAGGAAAUUCUAGAAAUUCGUGAGAAAGCCAAGCCUCACAUCUGGACUUUACGGACCCCAGAACAAGCAUCAUCUCACUGGAAAGAAUUAUUUGGACAUUUAGAUGAUGAAAUGGACUGACAGAUGCAAUUUCAACCAUACACUGAUCAUCUGGUGAUUUGGGAACAAAAGUAUUUAGACAACGAAUGUGGAGUAAACUCAAUUGAUUGAAUGUGCCAAAGAAAGGGAGAGACUGAUUCAUUUUUGUAGUUCUUUUUUCACUUGUUUCUUCAGAAAUGACUUUUGAAUUAACAAACAGAAAAGAUGAAUGGAAUAAAUAAUUUCACGCUU
Messenger RNA from Corylus avellana, 725 nucleotides. RefSeq lists its product as uncharacterized. The record is from RefSeq and is a predicted model, not a curated record. Lineage: Eukaryota; Viridiplantae; Streptophyta; Magnoliopsida; Fagales; Betulaceae.